AUGGCCUCACUGGCGACUCAGGGCCCCCCGGUCCCUGACUUAUUUUCUGGGUUGCCACCGGCGGCCUCAACUCCUGCCAACCAGAGCACGGAGGCCUCGGCGGUCAAUGGGUCGGCGGCUGACCCAGGCGCUCAGGCCGUCACGCCUUUCCAAAGCCUGCAGCUGGUGCAUCAGCUGAAGGGGCUGAUUGUGCUGCUCUACAGCAUCGUGGUGGUUGUGGGGCUGGUGGGCAACUGCCUGCUGGUGCUGGUGAUUGCGCGGGUGCGUCGGCUGCACAACGUGACCAACUUCCUCAUCGGCAACCUGGCCUUGUCCGACGUGCUCAUGUGCACCGCCUGCGUGCCGCUCACGCUGGCCUACGCUUUCGAGCCACGCGGCUGGGUGUUCGGCGGCGGCCUGUGCCACCUGGUCUUCUUCCUGCAGCCUGUCACCGUCUACGUGUCGGUGUUCACUCUCACCACCAUCGCGGUGGACCGCUACGUCGUGCUAGUGCACCCGCUGCGCCGGCGCAUCUCCCUGCGCCUCAGCGCCUACGCAGUGCUGGCCAUCUGGGCGCUGUCCGCGGUGCUGGCGCUGCCGGCCGCCGUGCACACGUACCACGUCGAGCUCAAGCCGCAUGGUGUGCGCCUCUGCGAGGAAUUCUGGGGGUCUCAGGAGCGCCAGCGCCAGCUCUAUGCUUGGGGGCUGCUGCUCGUCACCUACCUGCUCCCCCUGCUGGUCAUCCUCCUGUCUUACGUCCGGGUGUCGGUGAAGCUGCGGAACCGCGUGGUGCCGGGCUGCGUGACCCAGAGUCAGGCCGACUGGGACCGUGCGCGGCGCCGGCGCACCUUCUGCCUGCUGGUGGUGGUAGUGGUGGUGUUCGCCGUCUGCUGGCUGCCGCUGCAUGUCUUCAACCUGCUGCGGGACCUCGACCCGCACGCCAUCGACCCCUACGCCUUCGGGCUGGUGCAGCUGCUCUGCCACUGGCUCGCCAUGAGCUCGGCGUGCUACAACCCCUUCAUUUACGCCUGGCUGCACGACAACUUCCGUGAGGAGCUGCGCAAGCUCUUGCUUGCCUGGCCCCGCAAGAUCGCGCCGCACGGCCAGACCGUGACAGUCAGCGUGGUCAUCUGA
This is a messenger RNA of Neomonachus schauinslandi (Hawaiian monk seal), 1113 nucleotides long. It is a transcript of the gene PRLHR, whose product is annotated as prolactin releasing hormone receptor. Gene Ontology annotation, molecular function: neuropeptide binding; neuropeptide Y receptor activity. Bases 1 to 1113 code for a protein of 370 amino acids. Gene Ontology annotation, biological process: G protein-coupled receptor signaling pathway. The record is from RefSeq and is a predicted model, not a curated record. The transcript has a single exon. Gene Ontology annotation, cellular component: neuron projection; plasma membrane. NCBI's taxonomy places the organism in Eukaryota, Metazoa, Chordata, Mammalia, Carnivora, Phocidae.